Messenger RNA from Phycodurus eques (leafy seadragon), 14594 nucleotides. RefSeq names its product golgin subfamily B member 1-like. The record is from RefSeq and is a predicted model, not a curated record. Gene Ontology annotation, cellular component: Golgi apparatus. The coding region runs from base 146 to 14536 and encodes 4796 amino acids. The transcript is spliced from 29 exons. NCBI's taxonomy places the organism in Eukaryota, Metazoa, Chordata, Actinopteri, Syngnathiformes, Syngnathidae.
UCUUGUUGACAAUUGGUAUUCAUUUUGCUGUUGUAGUUGCAACUUUGUCGUUGCUGGUUUAAACUGAUAACGCAUUCCUGGGGAUAAACCCACGCGGGGACCUCAUGGGUGGAAUCAUCAUACAUUUCUGCGCCCCGUCUGAACCAUGCUGAAGUGGUUUUCCAAUGAGGAGGGAGAGUCUGCCUCAGGAGCCCCAGGCUCUCCCCAAGGAGGCAGUCGAAGUGGAGAGGUUGACGUUGCAGAAAUGACAGACAGACUGGUCCAAACUGAGCAGCUUGUCACUCAGCUGAAAGAGCUGAUUCGGGAGAAGGAUACAGCACUUGGGACGAAGGAUGAACAGCUCAAGAUGGAGAAGGAGAUGUGUGAGGCAAAACUGUCAAAGCUGCGUCUCCAAAACAAGGCCAAGGUGACCUCUCUCACCACACAGCUUGAAGAACUGAAGAAACAAAUGGGAGGCCAGGACACGCCAACACACAACAAGAAGGAUCCAUCAGAAGGAGGAGAGCAAGCAACUCGGGGGAAAAUUGUCUUGCUGAAGAAGAAGGUCAAGGAGCUAGAACAGCACCUUGCACAGAGUGAGAAGGAGAUUGUAAACAAGAGGACAGAGGUUGAAGCACAACGCCUUCGAGGAGAAGAAAUGGAUGUUAUGCUGACAGAGAAGGACAGGAAGCUGGCAGAGAAGGAGGCAUACAUUAUUCACUUGCAAACAGCAAUGGCAGGAGAUCAGUCCUUCACAUCAACGCAGCAACAGAUAGAUGAAAAACAUCAAGCAAAGCAGGAGCUUCAGCAGCUGGUGCAAAGCCUGACCAAGAAAGUUGGAGAAGCAGAGGAACGCUAUAGUUUGCUCCAGGAGCAGACAGACAGCCUGAAGGAGCUUCUGCACACAGAGAAAGACCAGUACAGUCAGAAAGAGAGAAUGUACAAACAGAAUAUCCAAACCUUCAAAGAGAUAAUUCUCCAGAAAGAUAGUCAGCUGAUUGAAAUAAAUCAGAUGCAUGAACAGGAGCUCUUCAAACUAGCUGCAAAGUCUGAUGCCAGUGCUGAUCUUGAGCAGCUUUUGAAGGCUUUAAAACAGAAACUUCAUGAGAAGGAAGAGGUGCUGCUUGGUAAAACGCAGGUCAUUGAUGUUCUUCAGAAAGAGGUGGACGGCAGGGACCAGCAGAUAAAGGAGCUAACAGAGCGGAUGCGGAGACUACACAUUGAACGAGAGAGCCUUGAAUCUAAAAUGGAGGCAGAAAAGCAUGUGAUGCGAGCCCAACUCCGUGACCUGAUAGAAAAGCAGCAGCUAGAGGUUCGGCAAAUGACAGAGAAGCAUGAGGCACAGUUGACUCAAGCCCAACAGGAUGUCCUGGGUCAGCUAGAACAGCUGAGAACGAGUUCAGUAGCACCGCUAUCUAUCAGUCAGGAGGCCCCAAGUACUGAAGCGAUAUCUGGUGAUUCAGCCUUUGUCCAGAGGAUAGCAGAAUUGGAAGCCCAAGCAAAGCAAAAAAUGGAUGAAGCCAUCAGAUCAGAGGCCAAGUUCCUGAAAAUAAAAGCCUGGUCUAAAUCUCGAAUCAGACAGCUGGAGGAGGAACUGAAAAAAAGUCAGUCUGGCGUUGCCCCUCCUGAGCUGACUGCCCUGCAAAGUCGGAUUACGGAACUUGAAGUGGAACGAGAGGAAAACCUUUGGAAAGUGGAACAGUAUGAGGAGCUCAAAGCAAACAAUGACAUGUUGGAGGCUAAACUGGUGGUAUACGAGGAGCAACAGAGGGCCCUGCAAGCAGACCUGGAACAGUUUACAAAGAGAGCUGCCUCUCAGGCAAGUGAGUCUGGAAGUGCUGAUGAUGCUCAAAGCCAGGUCUUGGAGUGGCAGGAGAUGGUAGAUGAGGCAGUCAGUGCCAGGGAUCAGGCCAGGGAAGAGAAGGCGGUCAUGGUCCUACGCAUUAGCCACAUGGAGGAUGAAAGAGAGGCUCUGGCCACUCGGCAGCAGGAGUUGGAGGAGGAGCUGGCUCAAGCUCAGGGGCUCAGCCAACACAGGACCAAGAAGCUGGCUGUACCAGCCCAAAGAAGCCUGCAGGAGGAUUUUGAGUUUGAUGGAAAAGCCCCGUUCGAGGACUACCAAAGCACAUCGGAGAGCACAACUCCAAUGGAAGGAGAAAACAUGGGAGGUUGGUGGCCUGAGUACAGUACUCCCGACACAGACGGUUUGCGAUCUGUCGUGGAGGAACUGGAGCUGGAAAGAAAUCAAUUGCAAGAGCAGAUAAUGAGCCUUGAAGAGCGCUGUCAAGAUCUAGAAGAUCGUCUGCAGCUGCAGGCACGCAUCGAGACCUUACAGAAUGAGUCCGAUAAAUUACAGCUCCAGCUUGCCAGUGUGCGUAGUCAACAGAGCAGGGAAGCAGAAAAACAUCAGCUGCUGGUUAGCAGUCUCAAUGAACAACUUAAGGGGCUCAGUGACACACAAGAAUGUCUGGAAAGCUCACUCAUUGAGAAGGAGAGCACGUUAGCCAAGACAUCAGAAAAACUUCAGCUCAUUAACAGCCUAAAAGAAUCCUUGAGUGAAAAAGAGAUUCAGUACAAAGAGAUAUCUGACAACCUCCUUUGGACUGAGCAAACUCUUGAGAAUGUUUCCAACAAAAGCAGUAUCUCAGAGAAACACUGCUCUGAAUUAAAAGCAGAAGUCACGGACCUCACACAGAGGCUGAGUGGGCUGAGAGACAAGACUCAGAAGCAGGACAUCACCAUAGACACAUUACAAACUGAGCUUGACCAAACGAAUGAGGAACUAGACAAAUUAAACACAUCCCACCUGGAAGAAAGAGCCCAACUCAUUCAUGAUCUUCAACGUUGCGAGCGGGAGAUUGAUAGUCUGAAAGAUAUUCUGUUGGAAAAAGACAAAGCACUCAAUGGCAACAUGUUGGAGUAUACAGAACAGGUUACAGUUCUCAAACAAGAGCUUCGACUCAAAGAAGAAAACUUAGUUCAAGUAGAAAAUGCACUGACAAAGGCAGAUCGAGAGGCCAAAAUUAUUAGAGACUCACAAACUGCAGAUCAGCAAGACCUUAAUAGUAAAAUCGCAGAGCUUGUUGGGAAUCUGAAGGAUGUUGAGAUGGAGUUAGACAAGGCCAAAGAAGAAAGCAAGUCUAAAGUAGCUGAGAUGGACCACCUAAUAAAACAGGCCAAAGAGUAUAAAAAAACUAUUCAGGACCUCCAAAGAGAGUCUGAGAAACAGAUUAUGAGCCAUCAUACUAAACUUUCUGAAUGUGAAACACUCAUCUCUUCGCUAAAGGAACAGCUGACCUUAUCUAUCCAAAGGCAACAAGAGUGCAAUGAACUCAUUUUGCAGCUCAAGGAAAUAAAUAGUAACAAUGAGAAAAUGACUUUAAAAAAGGAAGAGAAAUAUGAAAAUGAACUGAAAACUUUGAAGGAUGAAAAGAACAAAUUCCGAUCCCAAGUGGAAAAAUACAAUCAUGACAUUGAGUUGUUGUCCAAAGAAUUAAAGGAACGAGCACAAAGUGAGGACGAUGUUAAACAAGAGAUGGAUAAAUGCGUGGAAAUCAUAGGAUCACUGGAAAACCAACUGAAGGCAAAUGAUAAUCAGGCAGCGAAUGAGAGACAGAGCUAUAAUGCUGAAUUGCAAGUCAGGGAAUCUGAAAAUCAGAAAUUGUGCAAAGAACUUGAUGACAAAAUUGAAAACCUCUCCAAAAUGAAGGAUUGGUUAAAACACACGGAGACUGAGAAACAGCUGUUGCAAGAAAAGUUUAUAGAGCUCACCGAAAACCUUGAACUACAGAAUCUGAAUGGAAAGCAGCUUAAUGAAAAUGUUACAUCUGCUCUUGAACUUAACAACAGUCUAAAGAGGCAAAUCAAAAACUUAACUAAGGAAAACAAAAGACUUGAAAUGGAAGUCACUGAAAGAGUAAAGAUCAUUUCAGAAGUCAAAGUUGAAAGUAAUUCUUUACAUGCAAAAUUAUCCACAUUAGAAUCACAACAUUCACAAAACAACAGUAUCAUUUGUGAAUUAAAAAAAAAUAAUGAAGACUUAAUUUUACAACUUAAUGAUUUAAACAGAGUUCUUGAGCAAAGCACACUCUCAAACAAUGAGGUUGUUCUGGCCAAAACGAAUGAAUGUGGAAAUCUCAACCAGUUACUCAGGGAGAAGGAGGACUCUAUCACGCAACUGCAAGGGCAAUUACAGAGCUACAUUUCUAAGGUAGAUGAGUUGCACCUUAUUUUAGUGAAAAAACAGCAGGUUUCCUCUGAUCUUCAAGCAGAAUUAGAGGCGCAAAGAAAUGAACAAAUGCAGCUUAAAGAAACUUUAUCUCUUCUUCAAGAACAGGACUGCAGUCUGAAGUCUGGGUUGUUGGAGAAGGAUACAGCUUUGAAUGAAAAACAGGAAAAGUGUCAUAGUUUGCAAAAUGAAAUUAUUUCCCUUAAGAAUUCUGUAUCUAAGCUCCAAGUAGACAUUGAAUCACUUAAUUCAGAACUCUCAAAAGGUUGCAAGGAUCUCAAAGAAAGAGAAAUGAUGAUGAAAAAUAUGGCACAACAGUGCCAAAAACACAAAGAUGACCUUGAUGAUGUAAACCAGACUGUGAAAGCUCUAAAAAAUGAAAUCAAUAAACUGGAAGAAAAGUCCAGAAAAAACAAUUCAGAAGCAGACUCCAGGGAAACAGAGUUGAGGACCCUUAAAAGUGACAUGCAUACAAUCGCGGAAGAAAACAAACAACUUCAUACAAUUUUGAAAUCCAGAGAAAAUGAGUUUAAUGAGAAAACAGAUAUUGUUUCAAACCUAGACAGACAGCUCAAAGUCACUCUUGGGCAAAACUCCAGUUUUAGCACGAAGAUAACCAGUCUAACAGAAGAUAAUGAACGACUACAAAAAGAGUUGGCACAGAACAUUUCAUUGUCUUUUAAAUUAAACAUUGAGAUUAGUCUGCUCCAAGAACAGAAACAUGAACUUGAGGUACAAAUCUCAAAUGAUAAGAAGAUGAUUAAUGAUCUUCUAAAUGAGAAAACUGAGCUUAUUGGUUCAGUUAAUUAUGCAAAGCAGGCCCUCCAGGAAAAGGAAAUGUCUGACAAAGAAUGCUUGCUUGAGAAAACAAAUGAAUGUACUACUCUUUCAAAAAUACUGAGUGAACGACAACAACAGCUUCAAAAAUUACAAGAGGAAGUUAAUGACUUAAACAUUCAAGUUAGUCAGCUACACCGCUCAUUGCUUAAGAAAGAGGAAAUUUUGUUAGAAAAGAAUUAUCUCUUUGAUGCCCAGCAGACCCAACAAAUGGAAUUGCAGCACACAAUAGCUAUGUUUCAAGAACAGGGAUCUGUCCUCAAGACAGGUCUAAGGGAGAAGGACACAAUGUUUCAACAGAAGUCAGAUGAAUGUAUUGUUCAUCAGAAUGAAGUCAUGCUGCAGAAGGACCUUGUGUCGCAGAUGCAGUGUGAGGUUGAGUUAGUCAGGCAAGAAUGCUUAGCGACAAAGCAACAAUUAGAACAAAAGGAACACAUGUUAAAAGAUAUGACAAGUGAUUUUGAAAACCAAAAAGAAGAGCUAAAUAAACAGAAUGAAUCCAUUAUUAAACUUGAGAGUCAGCUUCUAGCCAUGAAAGAGAGUGUAGUAGAGAUGGAGCUUAAAAUUACCAACCUAAAGGGUUCUAUAGAGAUGCUCACUUUAGAAAAUUGUCAGCUAACACAAGAGAAGAAUCUAAUGAACGCUAGGGCAAUUGAUUUACAAGAUUCCAAUCAAGCACUGAAUGAUCAGAAUACAAGAUUGAAAUCUGAUCUUGAGAAAUCUUUAUUAGAACUUUCCAAAGCACACGAAGAACUUGCACAUCUAAAAACAGCAGUUAAUGUUAGUGAACUCCAACUCAAAACUGCACAGUCGGAGAUGGAAUACCUUAAUUUGACCCUCCAAGGAAAAGAUGACUCCCUGAAACAACUUGAUAGGAGGAUUUUGGAGCAGGAGGAGCAGCUGAAAUGUAAAGAUAAUGAAACGUUUAGUUUAAGGGUUCAAGUUACAGAGUUUGGAGAGACUGUCUGCAAACUGAGGGAUCGAGUCCAAAGUCUUACUUCAGAGUCAACGACAUUAAAAAGUAAAUUGGAGAGAAAAGAGCAGUUUAUUCUUGAAGAUCAAAGAAAUGUCUCACUUGUAAAUGAAAAUUUAAGUAUUAAUCUUCAGGACAAAGAAAAAGAGUGUGAGAUCUUAAAAGAACAGAUUUUACACCUUGAAGAAGAUGCUUUUAAGAUAAACACCCUCAAAAUUCAGAAACUAGAAACACAAAAUCUGAAAAAAGCGUUGGAAGAAAGAGAGGAUAGUCUUACGGAACAAUCACAGUCUCUUCAAGAUUUACAGAGAACGGCCGAUGAGUUGAUGCUCUUCAAAACUCAGUUCAUGGAAAGCACAGAGUUAGUUUCACAGCUACAGAGUCAAAUGCAGAUGUUGUCCUCUGACAAUUCCAACCAGAAAAAGUCAGCUGAAGAAACACACAGUGCCUUCAUUAACCUGCAAGAAAAAUAUGCUGCUAAUUUGGAGAAUUUGCAGGAUAUGAGAAAACAACUGACCCAAAGGACUGAUGAAGUGUUGACUCUUAAGACCCUAUCAGAUGAACAUGAUACAGCAAAGACCACAAUAGAAACUUUGAGAGAUGAGCUGUCUUCAAUCCAAAAAAAACUUGAAAAGACACAGAACCUGAAUUCCAAGCUGUCAAAAGAAAAGGAUAAAGCAGUUGCCGCUAAUCAAGCAAGGGUCUCAGUAUUGACAGUUGAAAUAGAAAGACUAAAAGCUCAACAUCUUCAAGUUGUGGCGCAAAUGACUGCAUUGACAGAAAAUCUGGAGCAGAGAGAAAUGGCUCUACAUGCAAUUAACAAUCAGUACACAGCCCAAGCCAAACAUAAAUCACACCUGAUUUCUGAAAUACAGAAACUAGAAUUGCAAAAUAAGAAACUUAAUGAAACAAUUAGUUUGUCAAAGGAGGAGCACCAGAGGUCUCUCACAGCUGCCAACAAUGAAAAUGUACGCUUAGUUGAGGAUAUUAGAGAACACCUUGCAGAGAAGGAAGAGCUGGAGAGGCGGCACCAUCAAAUUUGGGAAUCCCAAGGGGAGCUCCAGGUUCAGUUGAAGCAGCAGUCCAGCAGCAUGAGUGAAACCAUCCAGCAAUUGUUGUACGACAAGGAGAGUCUUCAAACAAAGGUUAGUGCCCAAGAUGAGGAAAUUUCUCGAUUAACAGAUAAGAUUCAUAAGAUAGAGCAAAUAUUGCAAGACACUGAAAAAGAAUGGCUGCUAGUUCUAGAUAGAGAGAAACAGGAUAAGAAGCUACUUGUUGAACAAUUGAGUAAUGUUGAAAAUGAAAUUAUAUAUAAAGAUGUUAAGGUAAAUGCUUUGAAACAGGACCUGGACAGUUUGCAAGACAAACUGGCUGAAGCAUUCUCUUCUAUUAAAAAAGAUUCUGAUCUGCUCUGUGCAAAAGAGUUCGAGGCAUCAACAUCUAGGAUACAGCUUGAAAAUAUCCUGGCAUUAGUCAAGGAAAAGGAUAAUGAGAAUAAUAAUUUGCAACAGACUCUUAAGGGUAUGGAACACGAAUUAGAACAACUUGUAGUAAAAUUCAGUGGUGCUGACGCUGUCUUGUCGCCAGUCGCUGCGUUACAUCAGGACAGAUCACAUUUGCAUCAAAUGAUAAAACAAGUUGAAGAAAGUCAUCACUCUGAGGUAGAUGCUUUGAAAAAUAAAUGUGAUAAAACUAAAGCAGAUUUUAAAAAAAUGCAAAAUGCAUUUGAUAAAGAAAAGAAGAGUAAUUUUGAAAAAAGUCAAGAAAUUACAGUUUUACUGGAGAGAAUUGAGAAUUUACAAACUCAGUGGACAAUUGAGGCAGAAAAAGUGACAGAAGCUUCUCUCAAACACUCAUCUUUACAUUGUGAAAUUCAGACAAAAGAUGAUCAAAUUAACUCCAUGACCAUUCAGAUUAUUCAGCAAAAUGAAUUACUUGUUGGGCUUAGUCAGCAGUUAAAAGAAAAGGAUGCAUCCAUUUCCCAAGUCAUGCAGUCUGCCUUAAAUGAAAGAGUGAAACUUGGUGAGGAAAACGCCUAUCUAUCAAAACAACUAGCGGUCAUACAACAAGAUUACGACACAUCUACUAAGCAGUAUGAGGAGAUUUCUCUGCAGCGAGAAGAACGUCGUUUGUGUUCCCUAAGGGAGAAUGAUAUCAAGACUUCAGAAAAGCUUAAGCUGCUAAAAGAAAACAAUGACCUAAAAUGUGAGAUAGCAAGGAUAUCCCAAGAAAAACAAAUACUGAAGAAAAAAGUUAAAGCUUCUCUCCUUAUUGGAAAGGAUCUGUUGAAAGAAAAUGAAUGUUUACAAGACAAACUAGUGGAACCAACACAAGCUCAGUCCACAGCAAAAGUGUACGAAGAAAGGAUUUCUCUCCUUGAAAAGGAAUGCCUUGAUAAAAUAAGCGAGAUUCAUGAUCAUAAAAUGCGAACUGAAAAACAAUUGGAAUCCGAAAAAAAGGUUUUGCAGUCGAUAAUAAGGGGGAAAAAAAUUUGCGUCGAUGACGCGUUUCAAAAACUAACGCAAAAAGAGAUUCUGAAGAAAACUGAAGAAAAUGAAGAACAAUUAACCAAAGAAUUAAGUGAACUAAAAAAUGACUAUAAGGCACUCUUGGAGCAACACUUUAAGCAGACAAAUGAGCUCAAUGCCAUCCAGUUAACAUAUAAUGAGAAUCUUGGGGAAGUGGAGCGACUCCAGAGGACCUCAUUGUCUGAUUUAGAUGAACUGAAAACUUUAAGACCGCUUGUUCAGGAGAGGGAUGAAACUUUGCAAGAUUUAAAGAGUUCUCUGGCAGAGAGAGAGAGAGAGUGCUAUUCCCUGUCAAAUUUGCACACACAAUUGGAAAUUAAAGACAAGGCUUUCAUCAUAAUGGAGAAAAAAGCAGAAACUUUGGCCGCAAAUCUCCAAGUAGUUGAAAGUGACUUGGAGAGAGCUCAAAGGGAAGUAAAAGAACAGACAGAAAUGGUUGAGAAAUACCAAGAAAGGUUUAAAGUUGAAGUUAUGUUCCAACAGGAGAAGCAAGAUCAGCUUAAAACAAAUGAUGCAAAGUAUCAGGGCUUAAUGGAAAAAAGUAAGACUCUUUUGGAUCAAGUGUUAAGUAUCCAGAAAAUAUUGUCAGAGGCACAGCAACGGCUGUGCGAGAAAAAAUACAGUUUGACUAAGAUGCUUGAAAAAGUACAGUUGGACUCUACUGAAAUAGAAACAAAUGUGGUAUCGUUAAAGCAAGACAAUCCAAAUGCCUUGAGAAUCGUUGAUGAACUCAGGACUGAGUUAGUUGUGCUUCAUACACAACUAAACCAGUGCAAGCAUGUCAUAGAGCUGAUACAUGAAGAGACACCUGAAAGGUCCUUCAAGCAAGAACACGUAAAUGAAUCUGCGGUAAGCACUGCUUACAGAUGUGCUGAAGACAGUGAAGCAACUCAUAAACAUAAAGAUGAUAAGUCUGGGAUAUCAGAAAAGGAUGAACUCGUUGCUGCACUCCAACUGAAGUUACAGCAGGUAAGUACAAACCAUGAAAUUUGCAUUACGAGGAUGAAAAGAGAAAUUGACCAUCUUCAUAAAUCUCAAGAUUGUGGCAAAGUUAAUGAUCAGGAUAACCAUAAUAAAAUGACCCUUCUAAACAAGAAACUUCAAGCAGCUUUACUUUCAAGGAAAGAACUCUUGAAGGAAAAUGCUUCAUUGAAAGAGCAAGUUGGAAAUCUGUCAGCAAAAAUCAACGCUAAAGAGGCUGAAUGUCUUGCUCUGGAAUCCUCAUUUUCAAGACUGAAACAACAAAAUAUGGACCUGGAAAUCAAUGUGAAAUGUCUUAACACGGAUAAAGAGAAGCUUAGCUCUGAAGUUGCUCGUAUCCUUAAUGACAACUGUAAUCUAUCGGAUGCAUGUGAUAGCCUGAAGCAAACCAUAGAUAUCACCACCCAGCAGAAGCAAGCAUUUUCCUGCCAGCUGGAGUCUCUGAAAGAAAUUCAGACAGAGGAGCUGACCAAUUGGAAAUCAAGGCACACAGAACUUAAACAAGACUAUGAGACUCUUCUAAAAGCAUAUGAGAAUGUUGGCACUGAAAUGGACAAGAUGAGACAACUUUUGGAAGGAGCCAAAAGAGAUAGACAGGAAGCCCUCAGAAAAUUGCACAAAUAUGAGACUGAGAUGAAACAUCUGCAGGACCAAACAAGACAGGUGGAGGAUAAACAUGAAAGACUUGAAGAGAAAAUGCAGACUUUUUCAGAAGAAAAACUACACACAAUUGAGGAUCUGAAGCAACAAAAUGACUACAUUAAAAAAGAACUGUUUCAGAUCAAUGAAGCUCACGAGAUGGCAAUAUUUGAGCUGACUAACAAAAAUCAACACUGUGAGGCCCAAAUUCUACAACUGAAGUCGUCAUCAGAGGCCUGCAAAAAUAAGAUUACAGAUUUGCAGGUUGAAAACAAAGAACUGGCUGAGAAGCUUAAAGCUAGUCUUUCAUUAGAAAAACAGUACAUGGAAUCAAAAUCUUAUACAAAUAGCAUGCAGCUUAAACUUGAUGAGGCACUAUGUUUGAAUAAUUCACUGACUUCCCAAAUUGAGGUCCAGAAGACUGAAUUUAGUGCUCAACUUGAAAGCAAUAUUUUGCAGAAAGAAAAUAAAUCUCUUUGUGAAAGAAUUGAAAAGAUACACAAUUGUCACGAAAUGGAGCUGCAAAUGAAAGAUGAUGCCAUUAAUGAUCUUAAAGACAUUAUGAAUCGGCACACACAAGAAACCACUAGUCUCAAUGACGAGGUUAGAAUUUUAGAAGUUGAGAAGUGUCUUCUGCGAGAAGAGCUUGAAAAUGUUCAAAAGACUUCAGACAAAGUGAAAAAUGAAAAUGAGUACUUGGAAACUGUGAGCCUCAAACAUUCUAAAAGAAUUGAUGACCUUUCUGAAUCCAUCAGUGUUUUGCAAGCCCAAAACAUCCAGCUGUCUUCUCAGCUUGCAACUAGCAAGGAGCUGAAUGAAGCAGUUCGGCAAGAAAAAGAGGAUGGACAUCUUAGAUUAGUUCAUGACUUUGAGGAAAAGCACAAGGCUGUGCAGCGAGGCAAGGAGGGGUCCAAAAACAUCAAUAAAGAACUGCAAGAGCUUCUAAAAGAAAAGCAUCAACAAAUAAAUCAAUUGCAACAACACUGCAUUAAAUACCAAGAGCACAUAUUGCAUUUAGAGAGCUCUUUGAAAACCUCAGAGUUCACUUGUGAAAACUUGAAAAAAGAUUUAAAUAAAUGCUCUGACAAGAUCUCUGUUGUUGAAGAGCAAAACAAGCAAGUUGAAACCAAUUUGAUCACAUGCAAGACUCAUAUCGAGGAGACAAACCAGAAAAUCGGAAAACUUCAGUCAGAAAGAGACCACCUUAAACUAGUUCUAGAAAAUGUUAGGUCUGAAGAUUCCCUCAGAGAGAAAAACAAAUUAAAGGAACCUGCACUUGAGAAACAAUUAAUCUCAUUUAAGGAAGUUAUGUUGCAGAAACAGAUAGAUGAUCUAAAGAAUUUUAAUGAUAAUGAGAGUCGGAAAGUUACUCAACUAAAGCAACAAAUGGACUCCCAAGAAUUGAAGAUGAAUACUCUAAAGCGAGCGUUUCAGACUAAUGAAGCAAAGCUGUCUGCUGUAUCAUGCACUCCUCAAGGGGCAAAAGCUACAAAACUUUGGAAUGAUUUGUACCAAAAGGCCUUGCAGGACAAAGAUAACCAGCUCGUCGAACAUGAUUUUGCAACCAAAAGACUACUGGAGGAUAUACGAAUGAGUGAUAAAGAAGUAAAUGAACUCAAAAUAAUUAAGUCUAGACUGGAGAAGGCAUUAAACGAAUAUUCAGUUGCCUCUGCUGCUCAACAAAGGCAGCUCUUUGUUCUGAAUGCAAGCAACACGGAACUUGCUGAGACUGUAGAAGUUCUGACUCUGCAGGUAAAUGAACUCAUUGCUCAUAUUAAAAGAGUUGAACAAGAUAGAAAUACUCUGGAAAUACAAAUUGUUGACAAAGACGAAGAGAUUUCCCAUUUGCAUCUUCAUUCCAACCUGACAGAUAAGAUAAAUGCUGACUUGGACUCUGAGUUACUUCUUUUGCGGUCUGAAAAUGACAAGGUGCAGGCUGAAUGUGAGAACCAAAAGGGAAUUUCCCUUCAAUUGAAAACCCUUCUUAAAAGCAAAGAUGCCGAGAUUUCCUCUCUUUUGUCCUGUAGGGACGGCCAAAUUUCAGGGUAUCUUGAGCAACUUCAGGCUAAUUGUCACUCCCAAGAAGCUGUCUAUGAGGAUAGGUUAACAUCUUUACAAUACCAAAGGGAGAAGGCUGAUAAAGUGCUCAGAGAGCUUGAGGCCAAGGUCAGAAGUCUGCAAAUUAGCUUGGACAAAUCAGUCCAGGAAAAAGAGCAGUUGGCAGCUAAGUUGGAAGUUGUCUGGAAGUCAUUGGUGUCUUUAAAGAGUGAAAAAGAGCGACUGAUGUCAGAAUACAAAAUACCCGAGGCAAAGAGUAAUUUAGGCCUUAAAAGUAAAGGGGACUCUCCUGAUAACGAGGGUGGUCCAAACAGAGGCCUUAAACAUCAAAUUAGGAGAUUAUUAAAUCAGAUAGAUGACCUAAAUUCAGAGAACGCUAUGCUCAGGGCCCAACUUGUUCGUUACAGAGAGGAUUUAAAUCAAGUUUUAUCCCUAAAAGACAAUCAGUUGAAAGUUUUGCUAAAAAAGCAGGAGGAUGUUAUAAAAAAUCUUGAAAACCAAAAGACUGCAGCUCAAAAACAGCACACGGAGGCUCUGUCAGAGCUCCAAAAAGAAAUGGAGGGUAGCUGUACUCUGAAGGCAGAUAUUGCUAAAUUUACAGGACAGGUGACCAAAUUACAAAGUGAUAUAGUGAGUCAGAAGGCCAUAAAUGAGGGCAAAGUAAUUGCUGAUCUGCAACAAACUGUGGCGGCUAAGGUAGCUGAAUGUAUUGAUCUUCAGCAAAAACUUAUUUCUCGGAAAACCCAAAUUGAUGACUUAAAGAAACAAAUGGAGCUGCUUGAAAAUGAAACCGACAAAAAACUAGCUAAUGCAGAUGAUAAAUACAAUACUGAACUGGAUGCCUUUGAAUGUGAGGUAGCGCUAAUGAGGACUGAGCGAGAGAAUGCUGAGCAAAGGGUGACAGAAUUUGCAAAGGACCUACUGGAAAUGGAGCAACAGUUGUUGGAAGCCCAAGGGCAAAAUAAAGCCAUAAAGACUCAAAAUGAGUCCCUUUGUAAAUCCAUGGCGGCCUUGCAGAAUGACCGUGACCAGCUCAUUGAAGACUUUAAGGUCUUGCGAAACAGGUAUGAUGAAGAACUCAAAGAGACUCAGGCAGCUCUAAACAAAGUUGAGCGCAGUUUCCAGGAUGCUACAUCUGACGUGGCCAUGUUUACCAAAGAACGGGAGAUCCUUGUUCAUGAAUUAAGAGCUUUGCAGAGCAAAGAUACUCAAGCAGAGCUGAACAAGUUGUUGGGUGAGCUAACAAAAGCUUUGUCAGAAAAGGAAAAACAACUAAAACUUGUUUUCCUGGAAAAACACACCUUUAGCAGGCAGCUCUGUGCAUUCUCCAGAUCCAUGGCCAGCCUCCAAAAUGAUCGUGACAGGCUGGUUGAUGAGUUGGCAGGGGCCACAAAAGUGGUUGAGUCCACGCAAGGGUCAGGACUAAACACUAUCUGGACCAUGAGUGAGAAAAAGUCAAAAAGAAGUGCUUUCCGGAUUGAAAAACAUGGGGCGAUUAAUGAGCUGCAGCCUAGACUGACACCUGAGAAAGAAGCCAGCAGUUUGCCGAAAGAAACAACUAUUCAAAGGUCUGAAAGAGACACACAACCAGUCAAGGUAACAGUAAAUCUGUUAGGCCAGAGUGAAAUGGAGGAGGCGGUGAGUCGACUGGAGGGGGAGAGGAUCCAGCUUCACAGAGAGCUGCAGCAAUGCUUAUAUGACCUCCAGCAACGAGACCAGUACCUUCAGCAACUCAACUCAAAGCUACAGCAGGCGAUGGUGGAAAAAAGUGCUGUCACAGCCCAGCUGAGUGCCGUGUCCGAAAAUCUGAGGGACACCCAAAAUCAAUGCCACUGGCUGGAAACCCAAGGCCAGGCACAGGGGCCAGCAAUUGCAGAGGUGGCUCCCGGAGCACCUCAGGAGAGAAACAACACAGUCCUUGCUCAAACAAUUGAAGUCGGCCAGCUCCAAGAAAGACUACUUGAGGUAGAGCGGAGUCUGGCAGAUGAACGGUGCAGACGGGAGACUGCUGAAGAGGCUUUGCAUCUUGCUGAGGCCAGCACAAAGAGUCUGUCUCGAGAUAUUCGGAGAGACUUUAGCAGUAUCGAGAUGGAAGCGGAUGACGAUUGGGAAGCUGUGAGCCUCAACCCAAACCAGCCUCUGAUAACGCGGAAGGUGAAAGGUGGGAUGGUGGCAUGCAGACGUUGGUUCAGAGGAAGAAGUCUGUACUUUUCCCGGCUGCUGACGGGCCGCACACGCUCUCGUUACUUCUUUCUGGCCUACUUGGUCACAAUUCAUGUGUUUGUCCUAAUGUGCCUUAUUGGUGCCCUCUAAAAGGGAAUUUGACAAGUUGGACGUUGGUCCAAAGGUUCAAAUAAACGGCUGAGUAGUU